Molecule: messenger RNA, 1879 nt
Organism: Leptopilina heterotoma
Lineage: Eukaryota; Metazoa; Arthropoda; Insecta; Hymenoptera; Figitidae
Product: FGGY carbohydrate kinase domain-containing protein
Exons: 10
Coding region: 192-1826 (544 amino acids)
Biological process (GO): carbohydrate metabolic process
Molecular function (GO): kinase activity; phosphotransferase activity, alcohol group as acceptor
Source: RefSeq, a predicted model, not a curated record
ACGUAAGAAAGCGGAAGUAAAGAAUAUAAAAUGUAUAAGAUUUUGCCACGCAAUAUAGAUUGUAAUAUGCGGCCUCGUGUUUUUUAAACGACAGAAGAAAAAAAUUAAAUGUUCAGUCUUAUCUAUCAUUCGUAUUAUCCGUCAGUCAGCGUUAGUUUGAGGAGUUGGAAAAUUUAUCCUAGUAGUAAUAAAUGAUGACAGAAUAUUUUGUGGGUGUUGACGUGGGUACGGGUAGCGUUAGGGCUGCUCUCAUAACCCAUGAUGGGAAAACAAUAAAUAUCGCUAAUCAUCCAACGGAUACUUUUAAUCCCCGACAGGAAUUUUACGAACAAUCGUCAAAUAACAUCUGGGACUCGGUUUGCCGGGUUGUAAAAAAAGUUGUUGCUGACGUUCCAAAAAAUAGCGUCAAGGGAAUUGGGUUUGCAGCUACUUGUUCUUUGGUGGUUUUGGAUAGAAAUGGAUCACCAGUGACUGUCAGUCAAUCUGGCGAUGAUAAUCGAAAUAUAAUUCUCUGGAUGGAUCAUAGAGCAGAGGAGGAGGCGAAAUUUAUAAAUUCAACUGAUCAUGAGGUGCUUAAAUAUGUUGGUGGUAAAAUAUCAUUGGAAAUGGAGGCGCCAAAAAUGCUUUGGCUGAAGAGAAAUUUACCCUCCUCUUGGUCAAGAGCUCAACUUCUUUUUGAUUUGCCCGAUUUUCUCACAUGGAGGGCAACAAAUUCAGAAUCUCGUUCAUUGUGUUCAUUAGUUUGUAAGUGGAAUUAUGUUGCAAGUCCUGAAAAGAAUGGUUGGGACUUUGAUUUUUACACGAGAAUUGGACUCGAAGAUCUUGCGAAGAAUAAUUGGAGGCUAAUUGGUUCAGAAGUGAAGAUACCAGGAGAGGCGGUAGGUUCAGGUCUAUCGAAACUAGCGGCUAGCGAAUUAGAUUUACUAGAAGGAACACCAGUCGGAGCGUCAAUUAUCGACGCUCAUGCUGGUGGUUUAGGAAUGCUGGGUUGUGAUUCACCUGAUUAUCCCAUUGAAUUAACAGCUAGACUAGGUCUAAUCUGCGGGACUUCUACCUGCCACAUGGCAGUGAGUGAGAAGGAGAUUUUUAUCCCAGGAGUUUGGGGUCCUUAUUACAAUGCCAUGUUUCCUGACUUAUGGCUCAGUGAAGGGGGUCAAAGUGCUACGGGAAAAUUGUUGGAUCAUAUUAUCGAUACACAUCCAGCUUCUGCUUUUAUUCGCGAACAACUCGAACCAAAAAUGCACAUACAGCAGUAUUUAUAUAAUUUAAUAAAAUUACUAGCGAGGAAGGAAAAUCUCUUACACGAAUCUCUUUUGACAGAGGAUCUACAUGUUUGGCCAGACUUUCAUGGCAAUCGAUCUCCCCUAGCUGAUUCGACUCUUAGGGGAAUGGUAACAGGACUCUCGCUAUCUUGUGACGAGGAGAAUUUAGCGAAAUUGUAUUUGGCAACAUUGCAAGCUAUCACUUAUGGAACGAAACAUAUAAUUGAAGCUCUGAAUGCAUCGGGACAUGAAAUAAAGGCAAUUCUAAUAUGCGGUGGCUUACGACACAGUGAAUUAUUUGUACAAACUCAGGCGGACGUUUUGGGAUUGCCGGUGCUUAUUCCUACAGAAAAGGAACCGGUUAUGUUGGGUGCUGCAAUUUUAGGUGCUAGCGCUGGAAAAUAUAGAACUGUUCAAAAAGCCGUCAAUGCAAUGAAAAGCUCUUCCCGAAUUGUCAAACCUAGAGUCGAAACAUAUCCAUUCCACUCUCGGAAAUACCGAGUCUUUAAAAAAAUGGCAAAGGAUCAACAAGAGUACAAAAACAUAAUGAAUGACCCACUUUAAAAAAGAAAUUUUGCAUUAAAAAAAUAUUCAUUGUCAAAUGUGACAAAUAAGAG